Messenger RNA from Coccinella septempunctata (seven-spotted ladybird), 1525 nucleotides. Its product is annotated as lipid storage droplets surface-binding protein 1-like. Gene Ontology annotation, cellular component: cytosol; lipid droplet. The record is from RefSeq and is a predicted model, not a curated record. Lineage: Eukaryota; Metazoa; Arthropoda; Insecta; Coleoptera; Coccinellidae. The transcript is spliced from 8 exons. Gene Ontology annotation, biological process: lipid storage; positive regulation of triglyceride storage. The coding region runs from base 120 to 1445 and encodes 441 amino acids.
UCAAAAUUAUCUUCCAUAGGUUGAAGAGGUCAUCAGCUAUCUGAAGUCAUAGGUCUGAUCCAGUUUAAUAUUCGAACAAAGUGCAGUGAGCAUAGUGGAGUGUUCUUGUGCUAUACAAAAUGCCGGCUUCUCAUGGCAGCCAGACUCCGUUUUCUCUGGAAAACAUGGAGUCGUACAACAGAAUUCUGAGCAUUCCUAUCGUCAACAGCGGUCUGAACAUCGCGGAAAAUAUGUAUGGGCGGAUAAAAAGGACCAACAACAUGCUUUCUUGGACUUUGGAUCAAGCUGAAGAUACCAUCAAGGCUGUAACUCACAAUCCAGCGAUUGGUCUACUGGAAAUGCCACUGAACACAAUCGACAAGGCUAUUUGCAAGAGUUUAGAUAUCGUCGAAAGCAGAAUACCAUCCAUAAAUCUACCACCAAAAAUGAUUUAUUCGAACACAAAAGACUAUCUAUCCGAAGUUAGCACCAAAAUUGUGAAGCCUGUUCUCAAAAGAGCUGAUUCCGUAAAACAAAUUGGAAAUACGGUGUUAACAAGCAAAUACACCGAAUACGCAGCUGAUAAACUUGACGAUGCUCUGGAUGUUGCUGACGCCUACAUUGAAAAAUACUUUCCUGAUCAGGAGGACUCCAAGUUCAAUCAAGAUAUUGUACACCCUGCGACAAAAAGUCGUGCCCUCCACACCAUGAAACAUGUCGACAGGGUUUCUAAGAAGCUACAAAGAAGACUGACCAAGAGAACCCUCGAGCAUGCCAAAAUUAUCAAGGAACAAGGAACUGAAGCUAUCCACGUACUUUUCUAUGUUGCAGAACUCAUUGUAACGGAUCCUAAAUUGGCACUGCAGAAGGCUAAAGAACUCUGGGCAGAACUAAGCAAGAACGAACCGGAAAACCAAGCUCGUCCCAAAAAUGUUGAGGAAUUGUUUGUUCUUGUUGUCAGAGAAUCUGCCCGUUGCCUUGUUCACUUGAUCAAUUAUUCUACUGCAGAAAUCAUUAGAUUACCAAGGCUGAUUGUUAAGACGAUCGGGAGCUCAAAGUCUGUCAUUAUGAGAAACACACAAGCUAUUAUUCAGAAUUUCCCUUUGGAAGAAGUGGAAAAAUUUCUGGCUGAUGCAAUGAAAUUCAUACGUCAGGAAAUCAAAUCUUUUACCUAUCAAGUACUGGAACAAGCACGACAGCCGGAGCCAAUAUCUCCUCCCCAACCAGUAACCAUUGCACUGGCAGUACCAAAAAUCGAGAUCAAUUCUAAAGCGGCAAACAGCAAAGUAAACAGCACCAACUCUACCAGCCAGCUUCGUCAGCGUCAUCAGAACGAUCACCACGGCCACCAUGGACAUACGCAGCACGGUCACCAAAGUCACGAGCAGCAUGGCAACAGUGGACAAAAAAAAAAUGGCGCCAAAUCACCUCCUCGAAAGCGGGAUUUUUCAGAGAAGGAAAACUAACAAUAUUCGUUGUUAUAAUUUUAGUUUUUAUUUUUUGUUUUCAGAUAACCUUAUUAUAAUAUAAUUAUUUUCGAACUGUU